Molecule: messenger RNA, 2030 nt
Organism: Pan troglodytes (chimpanzee)
Lineage: Eukaryota; Metazoa; Chordata; Mammalia; Primates; Hominidae
Gene: NAT9
Product: N-acetyltransferase 9
Exons: 7
Coding region: 218-856 (212 amino acids)
Molecular function (GO): N-acetyltransferase activity
Source: RefSeq, a predicted model, not a curated record
GCCGGCCGGGCCUGGGAACGUGGCUGGUUGGAGGAGGUAGAUCACCCUUUCUGCGGUGGACGAUUUCGUCGGUGGUAGAAUUUUGGAGUCUGUAUUCUUUGAAGUGUCUAGACGGAACUAAUGACGGAAGUCAACUUAGCCCCAGCAGGAAAGCUGGAGCUCCUACCCAAAGUUGGAGGAAAUUCAGGGUCCUGAAGUCUUUGCUCUCCCCAUCUGCAUGCAGGCUGCUACCAUGAGGUUGAAUCAGAACACCUUGCUGCUGGGGAAGAAGGUGGUCCUUGUACCCUACACCUCGGAGCAUGUGCCCAGCAGGUACCACGAGUGGAUGAAAUCAGAGGAGCUGCAGCGUUUGACAGCCUCGGAGCCGCUGACCCUGGAGCAGGAGUAUGCCAUGCAGCGCAGCUGGCAGGAAGAUGCAGACAAGUGUACCUUCAUUGUGCUGGAUGCCGAGAAGUGGCAGGCCCAGCCAGGCGCCACCGAAGAGAGCUGCAUGGUGGGAGAUGUGAACCUCUUCCUCACAGAUCUAGAAGACCCCACCUUGGGGGAGAUCGAGGUCAUGAUUGCAGAGCCCAGCUGCAGGGGUAAGGGCCUUGGCACUGAGGCCGUUCUCGCGAUGCUGUCUUACGGAGUGACCACGCUAGGUCUGACCAAGUUUGAGGCUAAAAUUGGGCAAGGAAAUGAACCAAGCAUCCGGAUGUUCCAGAAACUUCACUUUGAGCAGGUGGCUACGAGCAGUGUUUUUCAGGAGGUGACCCUCAGACUGACAGUGAGUGAGUCCGAGCAUCAGUGGCUUCUGGAGCAGACCAGCCACGUGGAAGAGAAGCCUUACAGAGAUGGGUCGGCAGAGCCCUGCUGAUGGCUGGGCCUUGUGGGCAGCCACUCUGUGUGAGCAGGGUGUUGGGCCCAUACACUCCAAAGACCAGAGCCCUGCACUGGGAGAGUGCUCCUGGCCCAGGCUGGGAAUCACCUUUCGAGGCCCUUCAGACUCUGGCGGGGCUUGCUGUGGCCUCCCUCCAGCUAGUGGUGUGGCUGAGCAGACUCCAGGGCCAGGGCCAGUUCCCUUCUCCCCUCCCGGCCAAACCCAGACCCAGACUCUAGGAAGCUGGAAUGGAGGGCAGGGAUCCAUGGGAGAUGUCGGGAUGAAGGUGGGAGCCGGAGGUGCAGGGGGACCUGGAACAUGGAUGGGAGUGGACAGGCCUUUCUCCUUAGAGGCCAGAGGUGCUGCCCUGGCUGGGAGUGAAGCUCCAGGCACUACCAGCUUUCCUGGUUUUCCCGUUUGGUCCGUGUGAAGAGCUACCAGGAGCCCCAGCCUCACAGUGUCCACUCAAGGGCAGCUUGGUCCUCUUGUCCUGCAGAAGCAGGCUGGUGUGACCCUGGGAACUUGACCUGGGAACAACAGGUGGUCCAGAGUGAGUGUGGCCUGGCCCCUCAACCUAGUGUCCGUCCUCCUCUCUCCUGGAGCCAGUCUUGAGUUUAAAGGCAUUAGUGUUAGAUACAGCUCCUUGUGGCUAGAAAACACCCCUCUGCUGGUAAAGCUCUGGGGGCACUGAGGAAGCAGAGGCCCCUUGCGGGUGCCCUCCUGAAGAGAGCGUCAGGCCAUCAGCUCUGUCCCUCUGGUGCUCCCACGUCUGUUCCUCACCCUCCAUCUCUGGGAGCAGCUGCACCUGACUGGCCACGCGGGGGCAGUGGAGGCACAGGCUCAGGGUGGCCGGGCUACCUGGCACCCUAUGGCUUACAAAGUAGAGUUGGCCCAGUUUCCCUCCACCUGAGGGGAGCACUCUGACUCCUAACAGUCUUCCUUGCCCUGCCAUCAUCUGGGGUGGCUGGCUGUCAAGAAAGGCCGGGCAUGCUUUCUAAACACAGCCACAGGAGGCUUGCAGGGCAUCUUCCAGGUGGGGAGACAGUCUUAGAUAAGUAAGGUGACUUGCCUAAGGCCUCCCAGCACCCUUGAUCUUGGAGUCUCACAGCAGACUGCAUGUGAACAACUGGAACCGAAAACGAACAUUAUAAAACGAACAUUAUAAAACGAA